This is a messenger RNA of Paramuricea clavata, 591 nucleotides long. Lineage: Eukaryota; Metazoa; Cnidaria; Anthozoa; Malacalcyonacea; Plexauridae. The record is from the annotation of a GenBank genome assembly.
AUGGCUACUGAAAUUAGUCGCGAAACUAGAAGCCGGUCGGAAGCAAGGAAGGAGUUUGAUAGUUAUGUUCAAUCAGAAGCUUUUGUAUCCUUACUUGAUGAUGCUAUAUCCAAGCAGUUUGAAAAGUUUUUCUCUUCUGAAGAUUUUAAAAAAAUGUUGGUGGCGACUACAACGUCUGUGGUUUCUACAGUCGUUAAAGAAUCUGUACACGUCUCUCUGGACGAAGUGAUUUAGGAAAAUGUUAUGCCUUUAAAGAAGCAAAUUGAAGGUUUAUCUGCGCAGCUGAACAAAGUUAAAGUGUGUGCAAACGAGAAUGAACAGUAUUCGAGGCACUGCAAUAUUCGUAUUUUUGGACUUCCAGAGCUUGAAGAUGAAAACUGCUAUGAAGUUGUUACUGAAUUUUGCAAGACGAAGCUUGGCUAUAACCUUGAGCUACGUGAAAUUGACAGGACACAUCGUGUGGGAAGACUAAGGCAUGGCAAACAACGAGCUAUUAUCGUCAAAUUCUGUUCUUAUCAAAGCAAGAUUAAAGUCAUUAAGUCUUUAAAAAAAAUCUCAAGGGAACUUCAAUAUAUGUCAAUGAAGAUCUGA